Sinocyclocheilus rhinocerous is the source of this 3335-nucleotide messenger RNA. Its product is annotated as 72 kDa type IV collagenase-like. Gene Ontology annotation, biological process: proteolysis; extracellular matrix organization; collagen catabolic process. Gene Ontology annotation, molecular function: metalloendopeptidase activity; zinc ion binding. The record is from RefSeq and is a predicted model, not a curated record. The transcript is spliced from 13 exons. Lineage: Eukaryota; Metazoa; Chordata; Actinopteri; Cypriniformes; Cyprinidae. Gene Ontology annotation, cellular component: extracellular matrix. The coding region runs from base 919 to 2892 and encodes 657 amino acids.
ACCUCUCUAAAUGAUCAUGUGUUUUCUUUGUACACUCAGAUGAACUUUCAGGCGCUGUUUAGUUUCAGAAUCUGACAGAAAAAUACUCCCAAAGUGACAGCAAACAAGUUAACUGGAAUCAGCAGUUGAUUGUUUUUGCUGUAUUCAUUUACAGGAAUUCACUCGCUGGAGGACGCUGUGCUGUUUGUUUCCAGCUGCUGCGGUAAAUCACUUGCUGCACUCCCAUUGGUAGUCGCUGUAUCUUCACUGUGCUUGUUACUUUGUCACAUCUGAAAUGAGGUCUAGUCUCUUCGUAGCUGUAAAUCGGUAUGAACUCCCGUUUAGGAGAUUUAAAACAGCAAGAGAGGAAAGACUUUGCCACUUUCGCAAAGAUACACUUAACAGCCAUUAAAACAGUAUUCGACGAUUCGUCCAAUCAAUGUCAUGACCUCAUAAAUAUGCAAAUUAUAACGUUAUGCCUUGGUUUGCAAAUGUACAGUGUAAACUCUUGAGAAUAACCAGGGCUUAAUUAUUUGCCCAGGGUAAAAUGUGAACAGUGUGAAACAUGAAACACGAAAACUCAGAGUAAAGAACACAAUUUCAAGUGUUUAAAACCGGCUGGCCUAACUUAAAACUUAAAGCCUCUCUGAGUGUCUCCAUGAUGCGCUCGCGCGCUCGCUCCCGCUGGCGUCUCCUAUUUCACAGCUCUCCCAAAUUCUUGGAUCUGGAGGCUGCGCAGUCUCAGCUCAAGCCCCAGCAUCAGAAAAGUGCGUGUGCAAGCAGAACCUAUUCCACAGACCACGAAAGCAGGAUGUGUCGCUGAGGAAAAGAAAGAACGUUUGCAGUGCAGUCAGAGAAACUUGGAGCUCGGAGAACACGUCGUAAAGGCCUGUUCCUAACCUUAUUUUCAACACACGGACAUCUCGGAACCGGACCAAAAUGAUGUGCUUUAAGUUUUUCGGCUGUAGGCAUGUUGUCCUCAAAGUUUUCCUCGUACAGUUUCUUGCUUCCUUGCAAACUUUUGCUGCGCCCUCACCCAUCAUAAAGUUUCCAGGCGAUGAUACUUCUUUCACAGACAAAGAAGUGGCUCUGCACUACUUAAAUAAGUUCUAUGGCUGCCCAAAAGACAGGUGUAAUCUGAUGGUGCUGAAGGACACACUGAAGAAGAUGCAGAAGUUUUUUGCUUUACCUGAGACAGGAGACAUUGACCAGAAGACAGUAGAGAUCAUGAAGAAACCACGAUGUGGAGUUCCUGAUGUGGCCAAUUACAAUUUCUUUCACAGGAAGCCCAAGUGGGGACAGAAAAACAUUACCUACAGGAUCUUAGGGCACACCCCAGAUCUGGAUGAAGAAACUAUUGAUGAUGCUUUCUUUCGUGCAUUUAAAGUCUGGAGUGAUGUCACACCUCUGAAAUUCAACAGGAUCAUGGAUGGAGAAGCUGACAUCAUGAUUAACUUUGGCCGAAAUGAACAUGGUGAUGGUUACCCAUUUGAUGGGAAGGAUGGUCUUCUGGCUCAUGCCUUUGCUCCUGGACCUGGUAUUGGAGGAGACUCUCACUUCGAUGAUGAUGAGCUGUGGACAUUGGGAGAGGGACAAGUGGUAAAGGUGAAGUAUGGCAAUGCAGAAGGGGAGUUCUGUAAGUUUCCAUUCUUGUUCAUGGGUAAAGAAUACACCAGCUGCACCUCUCAGGGUCGAGAUGAUGGGUUCCUAUGGUGCUCUACCACAUACAAUUUUGAUGAAGAUGGAAAGUAUGGCUUCUGUCCUCAUGAGCUCCUGUUCACAUUGGAUGGAAAUGCAGAUGGAGCUCCUUGUAAGUUCCCCUUCACAUUUCAGGGGGAAAAAUAUGAUAGUUGCACCACCUCAGGCCGGGAUGAUGGGUACCGUUGGUGUGCCACUACCGAAGAUUAUGACCGUGACAAGACUUAUGGAUUCUGUCCUGAGACAGCCAUGUCAACGGUCGGAGGAAAUUCAGAAGGUGCACCCUGUGUCUUCCCCUUUAAAUUUCUGGGCAACACUUACGACUCCUGCACCACGUCAGGACGCAGUGAUGGGAAGAUGUGGUGUGCCGUCACCAAAAGCUUUGAUGAUGACCGCAAGUGGGGUUUCUGUCCUGACCAAGGCUAUAGUCUAUUCCUGGUGGCGGCCCAUGAGUUUGGCCAUGCCCUGGGUUUGGAGCACUCUGAGGACACUGGAGCUCUCAUGGCGCCCAUCUACACAUUCACCAAAACCUUGAGGUUGUCUGAUGAUGACGUUAAAGGCAUCCAGGAGCUCUAUGGUGUAUCAACGGACAAACCAUUGCCCACUGAUCUCCCUCCGGUCACGCCGAUGGAUGUAUGUAAUGAAAACAUCAUAUUUGAUGCUGUAGCCCAGAUCAGAGGAGAGAUUUUCUUCUUUAAGGACAGAUUCCUCUUCAGGACCGCUGAUGUCAGGAGGAAGCCAACAGGCCCCAUGCUGGUGGCUACAUUUUGGAGUGAACUUCCGGAGAAGAUUGACGCAGCUUAUGAGAAUCCUCUAGAGGAGAAGACGGUCUUCUUUGCAGGUGAUGAGAUGUGGGUAUAUUCUGCCAGUACUCUGGAGAGAGACUAUCCCAAGAAGAUCUCCAGCAUGGGUCUUCCUUCAGAUUUGCAUGGAAUUGAUGCUGCCUACUCCUUCCACAAGAGCAAGAAGACUUACUUAUUUGCUGGAAACAACUUCUGGAGAUACAAUGAAGCCAAGAAAAAGAUGGAUCCAGGCUUCCCUAAAAUUAUUGCAGAUUCUUGGAGUGCUGUCCCUGAUGACCUAGAUGCUGCUCUCAGCAUUAAUAGUGAUGGUCACAGCUACUUCUUCAAAGACUCCCACUAUCUCAAAAUGGAUGACAGCUCUCUGAAAAUUGUCAAAGUUGGGGAGAUCAAAAAGGACUGGCUACGUUGCUGAACAUCAGCAGAACAUUCAGCCCUGGCGCUCUGUGAUGACCUUCAUCACUAUAUAAACAAGGCCGGUGUUACCUUGCCAAAUUACAGCACUCAAAUUUACCAUUCUGCCCCUCCUGGUUAGUCAGAGCCUAUUAGAUUAUAACCUAUCCUUAGCUAACCAGAGAGGCCUGGUAGCCUUCACUGCCUGGACCAUCUCUGCAUGCCAAGCAUAGGCAGAAAAGACCAUACUUUUUGUUGUUUUGUCAUAACAUGAUAUUUUUGUUCAUUUUUUUAUAAUGAGAGGGUUUAGUGCAGCUCCUGCCCCUUAAUAUAGCCUACAUGUAUAUCAUCAGAUUUAAAAGGACUUCUGACAUUUCCCAGUUACGUGUAAAUGUGGCAGUUGUGUCAGUGAGAUGCAUCUCCUUUUUUUUUCAUUUGCCCAGAAUAAAUUCAUCCAGGCAGUAU